AUGGCUCCGCCUCCCCCACAGCCAUUGGCCUCGAAAGAGCGCUCGCUUUUCACCCAGGUGGUCAAGAACUACGAGAACAAACAGUACAAGAAAGGUCUGAAAGCUGCUGACCAGAUCCUACGAAAAAGCCCUGAUCAUGGCGACACCAUCGCCAUGAAAGCGCUCAUCAUCAACUCGCAGGGGAACUCCGAGGAAGCAUUUGCAUUGGCGAAAGUGGCACUUAAAAACUCCAUGAAAUCGCAUGUCUGUUGGCACGUCUACGGUCUUCUUUACCGGUCAGCCAAAAACUUCGAAGAGGCAAUCAAAGCAUACAAAUUUGCGCUGAAGCUGGAGCCGGAAUCACAGCAGAUACAGAAGGACUUGGCUUUGCUGCAAAUACAGAUGCGAGAUUACCAAGGUUACUUACAGAGCCGACGAGCAAUCUUACAACAGCGGACUGGUUGGAGGCAGAAUUGGACGGCGCUGGCAGUCGCACAGCAUCUAGCAGGGGAUCUUGCCAAUGCGGAGAGGACCUUGACGACCUACGAAGAGACUCUGAAGUCUCCGCCACCGAAGACCGACACCGAGCACGCCGAGGCUAUCUUGUACAAGAAUUCUAUAAUCGCGGAGAUGGGCGAGAAGGAGCGUGCUUUGGAGCACUUGGACGCAGCAGCAAAGAACAAUCCAGACCGGACAUCAGUGAUGGAGCUACGGGCGCAAUACCUACUUAACUUGGGUAGGAAAGAAGAGGCAGCAAAGGCGUAUCAUCUGUUGCUGAAACGCAACGCAGAGUACCGAGCGUAUUUUGAAGGACUUGAAGAGGCCUUGGGGCUCGAUAAGUCCAACGUCGAAGAACUUAGAAAGCUGUACGGAGACGUUGCAAAAGACAAUCCCAGAGGAGAUGCUGCGACGAGGAUACCCCUGGAGUUUCUGGAGGGUGAUGAGUUUCGCGAAGCUGCCGACCAGUACCUGCAACGUAUGCUGCAUAAGGGCGUCUGGUCGACCUUCAACAAUGUGAAAGCUUUAUACUCCGACUCUCAAAAGCGGGACACGAUACAGGAUUUGGUAGAGGGUUAUGCAGCUGGCAUGCUCAAUACCCAAGCUAACGGAUCAGCUGAAAGGCAAAUCAAUGGCGACUCAGACCUGUUCACACCUUCCGUACGAUACUUUCUAGCUCAGCAUUACAACUAUCGUUUGAGUCGGGACUUGCCAAAAGCCAUGAAAUACAUUGAUGAGGCCCUAAGCUCGGCACCAGAAUCUGUGGAGUACCAUAUGACGAAAGCUAGGAUAUGGAAACAUUACGGCAACCUCCAGAAAGCUGCAGAGUUGAUGGAGGAAGGCAGGACACUGGACGUCAGAGAUCGAUAUAUCAAUACUAAGGCCGCGAAGUAUCAACUACGAAAUAAUGAGAACGAAGCAGCUAUCCAAAACAUGGGCAAAUUCACAAGGAACGAAGCUUUGGGUGGACCUCUUGGAGAUCUCCAUGACAUGCAGUGUGUUUGGUACAUAACAGAAGACGGCGAAUCAUAUAUACGUCAAGGCAACCUCGGUCUAGCUCUGAAAAGAUUCACGUCCAUCUCCACAAUUUUUGAGAUAUGGCAAGAAGAUCAAUUUGAUUUCCAUAGCUUUUCGUUGCGAAAGGGUCAAAUCCGAGCAUACGUUGAUAUGAUGAGGUGGGAGGACCAUCUUCGAGAACAUCCUUUCUUCACGCGUGCUGCGGUCUCGGCUGCACGGAUAUACGUAAUGCUCCAUGAUCAACCCGAUCUUGCUCAUGCUAAGAUGACCAACGGAGUGAACGGAGAGAAGAUGGAUAGUGCGGAACGUAAGAAAGCGCAGAAAAAGGCGAAGAAGGACCAGGAGAAGCAGGCUAAAGAGGAAGCGGAGAGAAAGGACUCCAAGAAGCCUGGAGCCGUUGAUCAGAACGGCGAUCCUAAGAAAGAGGAUAAAGACCCCAAAGGCGAGAAGCUGUUGCAGACGUCGGAGCCUCUAGUAGAGGCUAUGAAGUUCGUCACGCCACUUCUUGAGUUCAGCCCAAAGAACAUAAAGGCCCAGCAGGUGGGUUUCGAGGUGUUCCUCCGGCGAAAGAAAUACCUGCUUGCGCUCCGCACUCUCCUAGCAUCCAACGCCCUCUCGUCCUCAGACCCAACUACCCACGAACAAGCCAUUCGCCUUGGACACACCUUCCGUACACAGACCGAACCACCGGACCGCAAAGUUCAAGAAGUUAUCGCUGCCGAAUUUGACCCAGUUCUUCCCGCCACUGCCGACCUCUCGAAACACAACGAUGACUUCCUGCAAAAACACCAUAAGAGUGCCCCGCAUGUGCAAGCAUGCCUAAAAGUGAGGCAACUUCUGGAUCCGAGCAGUAGCGACAAGAACCAGCAGGAUGUCAUCAGGACGCUAGCACUUGAAGGGAGUAGUCUAGAGGAUGCUGUACGAGGGUUGGAGCUGCUGAAAGAAUGGAAGGCAAAGGAUCAGUACCGAGAUGACUAUCUGGCUGCGGCGCACGAAAGAUGGCCUGAAGCUACCGCUUUUAAGAAGAAAGGAGACUGA
Letharia columbiana is the source of this 2532-nucleotide messenger RNA. RefSeq lists its product as uncharacterized. The coding region runs from base 1 to 2532 and encodes 843 amino acids. Gene Ontology annotation, biological process: N-terminal peptidyl-methionine acetylation. The record is from RefSeq and is a predicted model, not a curated record. Gene Ontology annotation, molecular function: protein binding; protein-N-terminal amino-acid acetyltransferase activity. NCBI's taxonomy places the organism in Eukaryota, Fungi, Ascomycota, Lecanoromycetes, Lecanorales, Parmeliaceae. The transcript has 3 exons. Gene Ontology annotation, cellular component: NatA complex; cytoplasm.